CAGCCAACCUGAAGGAGCUGAUCUCCCAGACCAUAACCAGCUGGGCUCAGGAGUCUCACAUCCAGGACCCAGAGCUGGUUAGAGUGAUGUUCAGCCUGCUAAGGAGGCAGUAUGACGGCAUCGGCGAGCUGCUCCGGGCUAUGAAGAAAUCCUACACCAUCAGUGCCGCGUCUGUGCAGGAUGCUGUUAACCUGUUGGUAUCUCUUGGUCAGAUAAGGUCUCUCCUGUCAGUACGCAUGGGCAAGGAGGAGGAGAAACUCAUGAUUGAUGGCCUCGGUGACAUCAUGAACAACAAGGUUUUCUACCAACAUCCCAACCUAAUGAGAGUGCUGGGCAUGCAUGAGACUGUCAUGCAGGUCAUGGUCAACGUACUGGGAGGAGACAAGUCACAGGAGAUUGCCUUCCCCAAGAUGGUGGCCAGCUGUUGUCGUUUCUUGUGCUACUUCUGUCGCAUUAGCCGCCAGAACCAGAAAGCCAUGUUUGACCACCUGAGCUACCUGCUGGAGAACAGCAGUGUCGGGCUGGCCUCUGAAGCUAUGCGGGGCUCCACCCCAUUGGAUGUUGCAGCAUCUUCAGUGAUGGACAACAACGGCCUGGCUCUGGCCCUGGAGGAACCUGAUCUGGAGAAGGUGGUGACAUACCUGGCAGGCUGCGGUCUUCAGAGUUGUGCCAUGCUAGUUGCAAAAGGUUACCCAGACCUUGGCUGGAACCCUAUAGAAGGAGAGCGUUACCUGUCCUUCUUGAGAUUCGCCGUCUUCUGCAAUGGUGAGAGUGUGGAGGAAAAUGCCAACGUGGUGGUGAAGCUGCUGAUCAGACGUCCAGAGUGUUUCGGCCCCGCCCUGAGGGGAGAGGGAGGUCAAGGUCUGCUGGCCGCCAUGAAGGAGGCCAUCAAGAUCUCUGAGGAUCCUGCCCUGGACCUGCCUGCUGGACUUCCUGCUGGGUCUGGUGAUGAAGAAGGAGAAAUUAUUCACAUGGGUAACGCCAUCAUGUCCUUCUACUCAGCUCUCAUUGACCUGCUGGGACGCUGUGCUCCAGAGAUGCAUCUCAUCAAUGCAGGCAAAGGUGAGGCGCUACGUAUCCGGGCCAUCUUGCGAUCGUUGGUUCCCACUACAGACCUGGUGGGCAUCAUCAGCAUCCCCCUUAAAAUGCCUGUGGUUAAUAAAGAUGGCACAGUGACAGAGCCCGACAUGUCAGCCUGUUUCUGUCCGGACCACAAGGCCCCCAUGGUGCUCUUCCUGGAUCGAGUCUACGGCAUCGAGGACCAGAGCUUCCUUCUCCAGAUGUUGGAGGUCGGCUUCCUGCCUGACCUCCAAGCCUCUGCAUCUCUGGACACAGAGGUUUUGAGCACCACUGAGACUGCACUGGCCAUGAACAGGUACAUCGGCUCGGCCCUGCUGCCUCUGCUGACCCGCUGUGCAGCUCUGUUUGCCAGCACAGAGCACUACGCACACCUGAUUGACUCCACGCUGCACACUAUCUACCGGCUGUCUAAAGGCCGCUCACUCACAAAAGCCCAAAGGGACGCCAUCGAGGAGUGUCUGCUGGCUAUCUGCAAGCAUCUGCGUCCCUCUAUGAUGCAGCAGCUGCUCAGACGGCUGGUGUUCGACGUUCCCAUGCUCUCGGAAUACUGCAUAAUUCCUCUCCGGCUUCUGACCAACCACUAUGAGCAGAACUGGAAGUACUACUGCAUGCCUUCUGGUAUGGGCAGCUUUGGAAUGGCCUCCGAGGAAGAGCUCCUCCUAACAAAGAAACUCUUCUGGGGAAUCUUCGACUCCCUUUCUCACAAGAAGUAUGAUGCCGAACUUUUCAAAAUGGCAAUGUCAUGCUUGUGUGCCAUUGCUGGAGCCUUGCCUCCAGACUUUGUGGAUGCCAGUCCUGGAGCAACACUGGAGAAACAGGCACCAAUGGACGCACAGGGCAACUUUGAUCCCAAACCCAUCAACACUACCAAUAUCUCCCUUCCUGAAAAACUUGAGUACAUCGCCAACAAAUAUGCAGAGCAUUCCCAUGACAAGUGGUCCUCAGAGAAGGUGUCAGCAGGCUGGAAACAUGGAGACAGUGUGGAUGAGCAGGCCAAAUCCCAUCCACUGCUGAAGCCUUACAAAGCGCUGAGUGAGAAGGAGAGAGAAACAUACCGCUGGCCAGUGAGGGAGUCAUUGAAGAGCAUGCUGGCUAUGGGCUGGAACAUUGAGAGGACCAAGGAGGGAGAAGCCAUGUUCCAACAACGAGAGAGCGAAAAACAACGAAAGACCUCUGAGUCUCAGGUUAAUGGAUUCAGUCCUCCAAUGGACUUGCACAAUGUCACCUUGUCUAGAGAGUUACAGGGCAUGGUGGAGGUGGUUGCAGAAAAUUACCACAACAUCUGGGCCAAGAAGAAGAAAACCGAACUCGUUAGUAAAGGAGGAGGGACCCAUGCGCUGCUGGUUCCCUAUGACACCCUGACAGCUAAAGAGAAGUACAGAGACAAGGAAAAGGCCCAGGAUCUCAUCAAGUUUCUGCAGAUUAGUGGCUAUGCCAUCACAAGAGGCCUGAAGGACAUGGAGCAAGACUCAUCAUCCAUGGAGAAGCGUUUUUGCUUCAAAUUCCUCAAAAGGCUGUUGAAAUAUGUUGACUCCGCCCAGGAGUUCAUCGCUCAUCUUGAGGCUAUGGCCACCAGUGGGAAGACAGACAAAUCACCCCAUGACCAGGAAAUCAAGUUCUUUGCAAAGGUGUUGCUUCCUAUGACAGAUCAAACUUUAAAGAACCACUGUCUCUACUUCCUGUCCACCCCCAGCAAGAACAUGAGCAGCUGUGGCUGUGCCUCCAACAAAGAGAAGGAGAUGGUCACCAGCUUGUUCUGUAAGCUGGCAGCUCUUGUCAGACACAGGAUUUCUCUCUUUGGAAGUGACUCUGCGAUUAUGGUGAGCUGUUUGCACAUCCUCACUCACUCACUUGACACCAGAACGGUGAUGAAGUCUGGCUCAGAGCUGGUCAAAGCCGGCUUUCGGGCUUUCUUUGAGAACGCAGCGGAGGACCUAGAGAAGCUGCUGGAGAUGCUUAAACUGGGGAAGUUCAUGCAGUCCCGUGCCCAGAUGAAGAGUGUCACCCAGAGCAUCAACUAUGUGACUGUGGCGCUGCUGCCCAUCCUCACUGCCCUGUUUGAGCACAUCAAGACGCAUGAGUUUGGAACGGACCUGCUGUUGGAUGAUGUGCAGCUUUCCUGCUAUCGAAUCUUGACCUGUUUCUACUCUCUGGGAACAGGAAAGAAUGUCUUUGUGGAGAGGCAUCUUCCAGCUUUGGGGGAGAGCCUGGCGACCUUAGUGGGAGCCAUGCCUGUGGCAUUCCUGGAGCCUGACCUAAACGCUCACAACCCGCUCUCUGUCUUCAACACCAAGACGCCCCGAGAGAGAGCUAUCCUCAGUAUGCCUGACACCGUGGAGGAGAUGUGUCCAGAGAUGCCUCGUCUUGACAGACUGCUGAAAGAUGUCAAUGAUGUAUCAGAGUCUGGCGCUCGCUACAGUGACGUGCCUCAGGUCAUUGAGGUGAUCCUUCCCAUGCUGUGUAACUAUCUGUCGUACUGGUGGGAGAAAGGUCCAGAGAACUGGCCUCCGGGUACCCAGUGUUGCACUAUGGUGACCUCAGAACACCUCAGCAGCAUCCUGGGAAACAUCCUCAAGAUCCUCAACAACAACCUGGGCAUCGAUGACGCCCCCUGGAUGAAGAGGAUUGCAGUCUAUUCUCAGCCAAUCAUCUGCAAGGCUGGAGCUGAUCUGCUGAGAACCCACUUCCUGCCCACACUGGACAAACUGAAGAAGAAGACAGUGAAGGUGAGAGCUUAA
Molecule: messenger RNA, 3818 nt
Organism: Micropterus salmoides (largemouth bass)
Lineage: Eukaryota; Metazoa; Chordata; Actinopteri; Centrarchiformes; Centrarchidae
Product: ryanodine receptor 3-like
Exons: 30
Coding region: 87-3818 (1243 amino acids)
Biological process (GO): calcium ion transmembrane transport
Cellular component (GO): Z disc; sarcoplasmic reticulum membrane; smooth endoplasmic reticulum
Molecular function (GO): ryanodine-sensitive calcium-release channel activity
Source: RefSeq, a predicted model, not a curated record